GACAGCCCAACGUUUACUGAAGGAGGAGAGUGUUGUCCUGUCUGUUUCCCAUUAGAUAAUGAAGCUGGUUGGUCUCCGUGGUCUGAGUGGACAGAAUGCUCUGUAACCUGUGGCCCUGGAACCCAACAGCGUGGAAGAUCAUGUGAUGCUACCAGUAGUACUUGUGUUGGCUCCUCUAUCCAAACUAGAACAUGCAACCCUGGGAAAUGUGACCACCGCAUACGUCAAGAUGGUGCUUGGAGUCAUUGGUCCCCAUGGUCAGCUUGUUCUGUAACAUGUGGAAUUGGCAACAUCACCCGUAUUCGUCUUUGUAAUUCCCCCAAGCCACAGUUAGGGGGAAACAACUGCACUGGA
Staurois parvus is the source of this 354-nucleotide messenger RNA. Lineage: Eukaryota; Metazoa; Chordata; Amphibia; Anura; Ranidae. The record is from the annotation of a GenBank genome assembly.